Molecule: messenger RNA, 2436 nt
Organism: Rhizoctonia solani
Lineage: Eukaryota; Fungi; Basidiomycota; Agaricomycetes; Cantharellales; Ceratobasidiaceae
Product: Sodium/hydrogen exchanger family
Exons: 15
Coding region: 1-2436 (811 amino acids)
Biological process (GO): proton transmembrane transport
Cellular component (GO): membrane
Molecular function (GO): antiporter activity
Source: RefSeq, a predicted model, not a curated record
AUGUUCCAAAACGGAUUGGCCGCUCCCCUUUGCAAACGACCACGCGAUCCAGGGUCCCCGGACUGGACACGGAUGUCAAUUUCGAGGCUCGUCGGAAGAGCUGCCGAACAACAGGCAAGUGCUGGUGGUCUGCUCAACGGGAGCGAUCCUACCGAGUACAACACUCAUGACCCGAUACGGCUGUUCAUUAUCCAGCUCGGGGUCAUUAUGCUCAUGACCCAGGGGAAUCAUACUGGGUCCGACGGCUAUGGGCCGUAUUCCUGGGUUUACGGAACACAUUUUCCCGAGCCAUCCAGGCCAUUCCUUGCGCUGGUGGCCAAUAUUGGAUUGGUUCUCUUCUUGUUCUUGGUCGGCCUCGAGAUUGAUGUUGCCGUCAUCAAGCGCAACGCCAAGACUUCGCUCACAAUUUCAACCGGCGGCAUGAUUCUGCCGUUCGGCCUUGGGGCCGCAGUCGCUAUUCCUGUUUACAACAAUUUCAUUGACCCCGAGGCUGCCUCUUUUGGCCACUUCUUGCUCUUUGUUGGAGUCGCCUUCUCCAUCACGGCAUUCCCUGUCCUCUGCCGAAUCCUUGUGGCGCUCGAGCUACUCGACACCACAGUCGGCAUUGUAGUUCUUAGCGCGGGAGUCGGAAAUGAUGUGGUUGGCUGGACAUUGCUCGCUCUCACGGUCGCCCUAGUCAAUGCAUCGACAGGUCUCACGGCACUCUAUGUCCUCCUCGUGGAGUCCGGUCCAUCUCCACUGUUCAUGACUGUAACCAUACUGCUCGUCUUUGGGAGCGCGUUCUUUACCGAUAUCAUUGGUGUUCAUGCCAUCUUUGGUGGUUUCCUGCGGGUCUGGCGAUUCCCCACGAGGGAGGACAUGGUCUCAAUUAUAUUCCUGCCGCUCUACUUUACCCUUUCUGGACUUUCCACUAAUCUUGGCCUACUGGACAAUGGCGCGCUAGCUGCAAGAUUUGCUGGAUUUACGACUCGAGAGGCGGCUACAAUUGGAACGUUGAUGAGUUGCAAAGGGCUUGUCGAACUCAUCGUUCUGAACGUUGGCCUCUCGGCGGGGAUUCUUUCCACGCGGGUUUUCUCGAUGUUUGUCCUCGAAGCAUUGGUACUCACCUUUGCCACCACCCCCGUAACCCUCUGGCUUUACCCUCUCAAAUACCGUGUCCGAGCCACCGCAAUCGGAGGAAACUUUGGCCAUGCUAGAAAGAAGAAGUUCUUGUUCGUAUUUGAUCGUUUCGAGAGUCUCCCGGGUGCAAUGAUGCUCUCCCGGUUACUUCAAGUUCAAAGUGCCGCACCCGUGGCCGAAGUCCAGGACACAAAAGUAGAAAUCCCUGGAUCCCCAGGAUCGAGUAACAUCCCCGAACUUCCCGCCGAAGAGCCACUGUCCCCUCGAGGUGUAACUAUAGAUGCACUGCGGCUCCUCGAACUUACAGAACGUACCUCGGCUAUCAUGCGUAGCUCCGAAAUUGACCAGCUCCUCACACGCGACCCCUUGUUGACAGUGUUCCGGACGUUUGCUGAAUUGGAAGAUAUUCCGGUCGCAAGCUCCUUGAGCGUUGUAUCGCAUGAAGGUUUCGCGACAAGCGUAACGGAGCAUUCCGUCAAGAAUGGGGAUGAGAUGGUGGUUGUAUCCUGGACGCCUGGAACCUCGCAAACGACGGCACACGGCCAAUCUACGACUGGCGUGAAUGAGACCGCUGCUUCCUCUGGGAUCCAUUCUCAUUUCCUUCGAGGGCUGUUUGUUAAAUCGUCCGUUGACGUUGCACUGUUUAUCGACCGAGGACCGGGCGGGCAAAGUUUGGGCGGAACCGGAGGAGUUCAGCAUUUAUUCCUUCCCUUUUUCGGUGGACCGGACGAUCGACUCGCUCUCUCGUUUGUGGCCCAACUGUGCAAGCACCCGUUGGUUAGCGCUACAGUCGUCCGGGUGCGCAAGACGGAGCCUGAGGACGCAGACAUUGCGAUUCCUGAAGCGGCGCAUGUCGCGAAUGCCGGACAGGCCGAGGCCGUGGCGGCUGCUAUGAAAGCCAACAACAUGACCAUUCAUUCGACGGCUGGCGGAUUCCCUGACACCGUGUAUGCCGCGGCGGAUACCCAAACACGACUCGCUUCUGAUACCCUUGACGAUAUAAUCUGGACCCGGUGCAACAAUGAACUCGGUUCAAGCAACGUAGCGUUCAAAACGAUUUCCACGCCUACCCCUCUACGAUCGAUCGUCUCUCUCGUUCACACGCUAGGUUCCAAACGACGAUUAAUCUCGAUCGUGGGCCGAGGCAAACGAUUGGCUGUCGAGUCCCACAAGGACGAGAUGAAGGAGUUUGGCGCUAGCGGAGAGAUGGGCAAGACUGCGGGGGAUGUUGCUGCGGCGUUGUUUGUGAGCGAUAUCAAGGGUCCGAUUGUUGUUCUCCAAGCUGCAUAUGCGUCGAGACGAGAUGAGCACGAGUAG